Aspergillus tubingensis is the source of this 1104-nucleotide messenger RNA. RefSeq lists its product as uncharacterized. The record is from RefSeq and is a predicted model, not a curated record. Gene Ontology annotation, molecular function: protein binding. The transcript has 3 exons. NCBI's taxonomy places the organism in Eukaryota, Fungi, Ascomycota, Eurotiomycetes, Eurotiales, Aspergillaceae. The coding region runs from base 1 to 1104 and encodes 367 amino acids.
AUGCCAGACCCAGACUCUGUCUCCAACAACUCCUCUUUGCUCUUUUCCUCUGACGAUGAACAUAGCAGUGGCCACUACGAUGUGGAUGAUCUUCGCGGAGAAGAUGAUGAUUAUUUCCAACAAUGUUAUAUCUGCGGCUACGCGUUCUACUUGAAUAGGCUUUCACCAGACGCACACGACUUGAAUCAUGUCACCUUCCGCCAUCCCAAAAAGGGUAUCUGCAAAGCCCAAAAAUUAGAGAAUUUGGAUAUGUAUGGCGAUUAUCAGUCAUUGUGGUGGAUGCCUCGUCGGAUGAUUCUACACAACAUUAAAAACGAUGGGUGCCAGAUAUCCGGCGUUACCAUACCACGAAUAAAUUAUGGCACCUUCUUUGUACCUUGGAAGAAGACUGAUGGUUUGAUCUACGAGCCUCGUACAAGUGAGCAAAGGCGGAAGGUGGUCAUGCCGAUGGUUAAGGUUAUGAUCGAUGAAGAAGGUCAUACCCUCAUGAGCGGGUAUGAAGACGAUAUUUCCCAUGACUGGAUGGGAUAUCCAGUCCACGCACGGUGCUGGGAACUGCUCAUGCACCACAAGCUAGGCGAUAUUGCGAACAAGAACCUGAAGGUUCUCAUGUUAGCUUUAAUACAGAGGCAUGAGGAGAACUCGUGGAGACGGGUGUGUGGGAUGCCAGACGAGUGGUUUGGAGACCCGGUCCGGACUGAGUGUGUCAAAACAGCGCUGGAGCAGACUACUCAAAAGCGAACUAGAAACAAAGGGAAGAUUUUUCAACCGAAAGGUACUCCGAAGGUCCGAGAGUCUAUGCUUCUGCUUCUCCCAUGGGAGAUAUUGAAUAUGAUUUUCGGUUUUCUGCCUUCUCAGGGAGUUAUCAAUGUACAAAGAGCCCUCCAUCUAACCUUGGACGAUGACUUCUGGCACUCACGGAUAAGCACCAAAAUCUUCCAUGAAGUGAAAACACCCACGCCCCGAAUUGAUUGGAAGCACUUAUGCCUGAAACUGGAAAGACGACUGGAGAAGUCUGAGGCAUUAGCUACACGGCAACGCCUACUAGCUUGUUUAGAUGAGAUAUAUUCAUUGUGUAGCACAACUCAAUACGAGUCUAACUAA